Messenger RNA from Bradysia coprophila, 1660 nucleotides. RefSeq lists its product as uncharacterized. Gene Ontology annotation, cellular component: nucleus. NCBI's taxonomy places the organism in Eukaryota, Metazoa, Arthropoda, Insecta, Diptera, Sciaridae. Gene Ontology annotation, molecular function: zinc ion binding. The record is from RefSeq and is a predicted model, not a curated record.
UACAUCUUUUGGCAUUAUUGUUUACUAACAAAGUCUUAGAAGUCGUUUAUUUUGAUCUGCUGAUGUUUAUGCAAAUAAUCAUUUCAGUAAAAUGAAUUCGAGCUCGAAGCUGCUUUGCCGCCUAUGUUUGGAAAGUAGUGACGGCUUAGUAAACAUUUUCGAACAGUUUCAAGACUCAACCAUCGCUUCAGUUUUGGCAAAACAUUUCUGGUUUCAGGAUGAUAAUAUGCCGGAAUGGGUGUGUGAAAUGUGUUGGAGCCAAACGAAAACAUUUCACCACUUCUACAAGCGAUUAGAGUUACGCCAUCAGAACUACUUCAACUCAAUCGGUUUGGUUGAUGAAAUAAAGCAAGAGCGAUGUGUCAGUCCUGUAGAGGCAGCGGUGGAAGCUUUUCUCUUUGUAGACAAAUGCGAAGAAGAAACGGAUAUAACAAUAAAGACUGACGACAUGCAGACACCAAGCAUGGAAAACAGUUGUGAUGAAGAUGAUGACGACAAUAGGGGCUCUCAAAGUGAAGCUAAGGGAUCCUUUGACGAUGAUAAUGAACCAUCCGUUGAUAAGCCUAGAAGAUAUAACUCGAUCAGUCGAUCGGAAAUCGAGCGACAGGAUGCAGAGAUUCGUAAAUUUUUCCCGAUGAAAUGCGAUUUUUGCAGUGACGUUGAUUUCGACACAUUGAAGAAAAUGAGGAAACAUUAUCGUCAAGUGCAUAAAGUAGCUAAAGGAUAUUUGGUUUGCUGUGGAAAUAAGUACGCGUCACGCUUUCUGAUGAUGGACCAUAUCCAGUAUCAUGUUAAUCCAGACGCACAUCGCUGCGACCAGUGCGAUAAAAGAUUUGCAAGCAGAAAUCUGCUGAAAACUCAUAUGAAGUGUCACAUCCGUGCGCAUAAAUGCAGUCUUUGUUCAAAAACGUUCCCCUCCGCAGCUAAGUUAAAUUACCACGUUCAAGAUAGACAUUCCGCGGAUACGAGCGUAAAAUUUCCUUGCGACCAGUGUGUCAAAACCUUCCGGACAAAGCUAUUGCUAACCAUUCACAUAAAAAACGUUCAUGGUCAAUGGCCGGAACACAUUUGUGAGAUAUGUGGUCGUAAAUAUAAAAACAAAUUAAAUCUGCAAAUCCAUAAGGAAUUGGAACAUUCUACAACACCGCCGCCGAAAGUUCAGUGCGACAUUUGCGGAACUUGGUUAAAGCAUAAAGGACGCCUUGCGGCACAUUUAAAAUUACAUCAGGAAAUGAAAGAUGCUCAGAACGGCAACGCAAAGGCUCUGAGUUGCCCGAUUUGUAAGAAAAAGGUGCAGAACAAGCGGUUGUUGAGUGUGCAUAUCAGAUGCUCUCAUGGCGAACGAAAUUAUAAGUGUACAUUGUGCGACAAGGCAUUCAAAACGAGUCAGGGCUUAAAGGAACACAUAGCAGCACUUCACACUGGUGCAGAUUUGUACAGUUGUGCGUACUGUGAUAGGACUUUCAAAUCGAGAGCGAACAUGUACAAUCAUCGUAAGAAGGUCCAUUUAGCAGAGUGGACCAGAGACAAAGCAGAAAAGGAGAUAUGCAAUCAAGAAACACCUAGUGAAACUGAAACAACAGCUAAGACAGUGGUUGAUGAAUAAAUCUUGCAACGGAAUCAAUGAUGUUUUUUGUGCGAUGCGAAAGAAUGAUUUCGA